This is a messenger RNA of Trypanosoma conorhini, 1266 nucleotides long. RefSeq lists its product as uncharacterized. The transcript has a single exon. The record is from RefSeq and is a predicted model, not a curated record. Lineage: Eukaryota; Euglenozoa; Kinetoplastea; Trypanosomatida; Trypanosomatidae. The coding region runs from base 1 to 1266 and encodes 421 amino acids.
AUGGCGGAAGAAAAGUCUGGGUCCCAGUCGGGCGACACCUUCCCCAGCGCGCCUUUUGCUGUGGGAUUUACUCGCCCCAAGUCGUCCGGUACGUCGUACACGAGCGCAGGCGGUGGAGAGGCGUACUUUAACCCGGCGGAUUUAUGGAAGUACGUCGUGCAGUACUUCCGCGAAGAAGCGAGCCGGCAGGACGCCUCUGCCGUGACUAUGGUUGGGCCAGACUACCACUUCCGCCCGCCGCAGUGGAUGGAGGACAAGAACGUCUCCAUCGAUGGCACACCCCUCACGGAGGAGGAGCGUCGUGCACCGAACUUCUGGCAAGCAAAGUACCGACAAGAGCUGGAUGUGGGGGAGGCCAUUCAAGAGGUGAAGCGCGUGAAACGGAUGGAGUCGGCGCACGACGUUAUAGGUUCCAUUGCCUGGGUUGGUCGUAGGCUGGGAUGGAUGGAGACCUUAGACGAGGAGUACGCACGGCAGAAGGUGAAGGCGCGCUACCGCGCGCUGGAAAAGAACAUGGAACACGAUGAGCAGGAGCGAGCGGAGGGGCGUCCGGUGGGGGCUCGCAAGGUGGGAUUUACGACCCCGUGGAAGGUUAUUCUUGAGUCCGUGGAGACCGGGCAGCCCAUCGCAAAGGUGGCAAAUGAGUACCGACCCAGUGUGGAUUUUUACGGUCUGGACCCCUUUCUAGACUCUGCACCCUCUCUCAUUUGGUUCACUACAAAGUGUGGAAUUGCCAUGGGUAUUGCGCAGGGGAUGGUCAAGGCCAUUCAGGCGAUAAACGUCGACGUGCAGUUCCUCAACGCCUCGGGCGUGGGCGUCCUAUCGAUUCUUAACAUGUCAGUCUUUGCAAGUGUCGUGAAGUGGGGCGGCAACUGCGCCCUCUUCUCCGCGGCGUUCUGCGUGGGGGACCGUCUGGCGACAAUGACCAAGCACAGGCUGCUUCCGCCCCACGACGCACGGCGGCGCAGUACGUCAAAUUACGUCAUGGGCCUCGCCAUGUCAGGUGCGACAGUUGGCGUCAUGCCAUGGUGGAUCCUUGGCGAUGUCAGUCUUGCACUUCGCCUGGGCGCCUCGGGCUUUUUUCUGGGCGGCUGCUUGGGCCUUGGUGUGGGCACCGUCAUUAGUCGCUUGGUUGCCCUCAAUACCGCACGUCUUGAGGCAACAAACAGGGAACUGCGGCGCUACGAGGCGCUGAUGCGGCGUCAGCGCAAAUGGGCGGACGGAGAACGUGAGAAACUGCGAGGCCAGACGUUGGUGUGGUGGUAG